AUGGCGGUGUGCGCCCGGCUCUGCGGGGUCGGCCCGGCCCGCGGCUGCCGCCGGCGCGGGGCCGCGCGGGAGCAGCGGCGCGGAGGCGGCGGUGACAGCGAGCCCGACACCGACACCGACCCCGAGGAGGCGGGAGGCGGCGGCUCCGCGGUGGACGAGGUGGCGGCGGAGCGUAUCGAGGGCGGGAGGCCCGCACCGCAGCCCGCCGAGGCCGGCCCGGCCGGGCGGGCCCCGCUGUCCCUGCUGGAGCUGCCACCCGAGCUGCUGGUGCAGAUCUUCGGUUCCUUGCCCGGUACCGACCUGCCCAGCCUCGCUCGCGUCUGCACCACGUUCCGCCGCAUCCUCCGCACCGACACGAUCUGGCGGCGGCGCUGCCGCGAAGAGUACGGCGUGUGUGAGAACCUGCGGAAGCUGGAGAUCACGGGAGUGUCCUGCCGAGACGUCUAUGCCAAACGUAUAAACCCACGAGUGAAGUCGGGGCGUUAUAUGAAAAUCCUUCCCGACUACGAGCACAUGGAGUACAGAGAUGUUUACACCUGCCUGCUGCACCGCUACCGACACAUCCUGGGUCUGUGGCAGCCGGACAUCGGGCCCUACGGGGGACUGCUGAACGUGGUGGUAGAUGGUUUGUUCAUCAUUGGCUGGAUGUACUUGCCACCUCACGACCCUCACGUCGAUGACCCCAUGAGAUUCAAACCUCUCUUCAGGAUUCACCUCAUGGAGAGGAAAUGUGCCACAGUGGAGUGUAUGUAUGGGCACAAGGGCCCUCACAAUGGCCACAUCCAGAUUGUAAAGAAGGACGAGUUCUCCACGAAGUGCAACCAGACAGAUCACCACCGCAUGUCAGGGGGAAGGCAGGAGAUGAAGUGCCUUUGUCUCUCCCCUUGUGUCCUGGGGCUGCAGGAGUUCCGGACGUGGCUGAGGGAAGAGUGGGGUCGGACUCUGGAAGACAUCUUCCACGAGCACAUGCAAGAGCUCAUCUUGAUGAAGUUCAUCUACACCAGCCAAUAUGACAACUGCCUGACGUACCGGCGCAUCUACCUCCCUCCCAGCACGCCCCAGGACCUCAUCCAGCCAGGGCUCUUCAAAGGCACCUAUGGCAGCCAUGGCCUGGAGAUUGUCAUGCUGAGCUUUCAUGGGAAGAAGGCAAAAGGGACUAAAAUCACUGGAGAUCCCAACAUCCCAGCUGGCCAACAGACUGUGGAGAUUGACCUGGCCCAUCCCCUGCAGCUGCCUGACAUCGAGACCCUGCGGGAUUUCAGCGAGCUCUCUCGCCUGGUGCUGGAGGUGCAGGAGCAGGUACGUCGGGAGGAGCAGGAGCAGGAGGAAGAGGAGCACAGCCAGCAGCCUGCCUCCCAGCCUGCUGCCAGGCCCCACCAAGGAGAAGGUGCUGAGGGGGAAGAGACUGCAGCUGGGGCUGAGGGACCCCCCCAGGAGAAGGCAGCAGCUUCCCAACCCUUCGUGCUGCCCAUGGGCGUCAUAUCGAGGAACGAGGACUAUCCCCGGACCUGCCGGAUCUGCUUCUAUGGGACGGGGCUGAUCGCUGGCCACGGCUUCACCAGCCCCGAGAGGACCCCGGGGGUCUUCGUGCUCUUCGACGACGAUCGUUUUGGCUUCAUCUGGCUGGAGCUCAAGUCCUUCAGCCUCUACAGCAGGAUCAAGGUCUCCUUCCAGAAUGCCCAAGCACCUUCCCCAGAGGCUUUUGAUGAAAUGCUGAAGAACAUUCAAUCCUUGGCUACUUGAAGGGUGAUUUGGGAUGGACAAGGCUCGGGGUUGCAAAGGCUGCUGCGCUCCCCAGCCAGGGCUGGGAUGGGGAAUCCUCGCUCCUGGUACCUCUGAAGAAAAGCAUGCACUUUGAUUAAAGCCUUUUUACCCCAAAUGUCCCCAUCCCAGUGAAAUGAUCUGUGAGUGCCCUUUCCUCCCUGCCCUCCACGCUGCUCCCUGGCAGUCCUUGGUACUCAGCCUGGUAAGGUAGCUUUGUAGAGCCACAGGGAUCCUGCAGAGGAGGACACAGACCUGUCCUGCUGCAUAAAGAAUGUAUUGGAACACAAAUAAGAUCAGAGCUGGAUCAGAAGCACAGCUGAUUGAGUGGAUGGACACAAGCCUUGUGCUCUGACCACCAGCAGUCUCUGGAAAGAGCUCUUCUCCAGGGAAGGGACUCCUUUGAGCCUUUGCUGUGCUCUAGGCUGAUCUCUCCUCCUGGGAGACUUGCCUUACCCUCCUGAAAACCCAUGUGAUCCCUGUGCAGGCUGCCUGGCUGCUCCAUGAGAUGUGGCAUCAGCAGUGACAAAGCACCUCCUCCUCUCCAGAAGCCUUUCCCUGCAGCAGCAUCACGAGAGGUUGGUGUCAUAGCUGCAUCCUUGGCUUAGGAAUUGGAGUGGGUGGUUUCCUCCUGGGCUUGGCAGCAAGGGGAGGAUUCCCACUGCAAACACCAGCCUGUGGAGCCUUGCCCUGGCUUCUGGAGCUCGAUGGAUGUGCUGUCCCUGGGGCUCUAGGUCUGGGUGUUUCCUUGAGCACAGAGGAGGUGAUUCUCACAGAAGCUGGGUGUGGAACUGGAAGUGAGGAUCAGCUGCAGAACCUGGUGCAUCCCAAGUGAGUUUGUGCUCAGAGGUUCACCUCAGAUCUUUUCAGCUGGUUGCUCCCAUGGCCAAGGACCUUCUGCUGUGUUGAGCUGCCCAGGGAUGGUGUGGCAGGCACUCAGCAGCUGGGCACUGGGCUGUUUGAGAGGCUGAUGGGGCAGUGGAGUGGAGGAUAAGUUACCAAUGUGAGUGCCACUGACCUUUGGGGUGGUUUUUCCCCCUUUUCCUUGUGUAACUCCCUGAUUCUGAGGUUGGGUUUUGCGUUGCAGGCUUUGUAAUGCUUGGGGAGGGAAAGAGCACGAGGCUGGCUGUGUUCAUUAGCUUCAUUAAAGCAAUCUGCACUUUUCUUUCCCCUUGGAUGAACACUCCUGCUUCCCCAGAGCAGGUGUGUCCUGUUCCUCUGUGUGUUUUGCACUCACCUCCUUAACCUGACACCAGUGGAUUCAUCUCCAAGCACCUCCAUCAGACUCAGAGUGUACAAAUGCAGGUGCAGCAGCUCCCUGCUGAGCCACAGGCAGCACAGAGGGAAAGCUGAGCUGCUCAGUCUGAAAUGCCACUUGACAUCAGACACCUCAGUUCCAGGCCACAGUGAUGUGGAACAGGAUAAGCUGGAGCAGCUCACCUGCCCUGCCUGAGGGAAGGGGCUGGGCUUCACCUUUUGUUUUGAGGGCUCUGAGAGGAAAGGGCUGUAAAAGAAGCCAAACCUGAGUGCAGCACUUGGCCUCCUUCAGGGCAGGUGUGAGCAAGCUGAGCAAAUGCCUGUGUUACUUUGACAGCUCAUCACUGUUACCCAAGGAGCCUUUUCCAGUUUCAAAGAAUAAACAGGAAAGUUUGGUCAACUUC
This is a messenger RNA of Colius striatus (speckled mousebird), 3422 nucleotides long. RefSeq names its product F-box protein 31 (gene FBXO31). Lineage: Eukaryota; Metazoa; Chordata; Aves; Coliiformes; Coliidae. Gene Ontology annotation, molecular function: protein binding. The coding region runs from base 1 to 1743 and encodes 580 amino acids. The record is from RefSeq and is a predicted model, not a curated record. The transcript has 11 exons.